Molecule: messenger RNA, 885 nt
Organism: Drosophila erecta
Lineage: Eukaryota; Metazoa; Arthropoda; Insecta; Diptera; Drosophilidae
Gene: Rnf11
Product: RING finger protein 11
Exons: 3
Coding region: 147-599 (150 amino acids)
Source: RefSeq, a predicted model, not a curated record
AUGUAUGUAUGUAUGUAUAUGUGCAUUUUAUGUACAUACAUGCAUAAGUACCUGGAAGCUUAUUAAUUUACGAAGUUUUAAGAAAAGAAUAUUGGAAAUCCGGUUUUCCUCUUUAAAUAAAGUUUAAUCCUCGUAAAUUUCAUGAAAUGGGUAAUUGCUUAAAAGCUAGCACUUUAGAUGACAUUUCACUUUUACGCGGCAAUGACAGUACUAACGGGCCAAUCAGCGGGACACAGUCAAUGUAUCAUCAGGACGAGCAUUAUCAACGAGAACUUUACCCUUCCACGUUGGCUUCGGCAACGCGUACGCCAUCUUCCAAUAAUCGUCAACUUUCCGAUGAAAAUCAAGUGAAAAUUGCAAAGCGUAUUGGAUUAAUGCAGUACUUGCCAAUAGGAACAUACGACGGGAGCUUGAAAAAGGAACGAGAAUGUGUUAUUUGCAUGGCUGAAUUUUGUGUUAAUGAAGCUGUGCGUUAUCUUCCUUGCAUGCAUAUUUAUCAUGUUAAUUGUAUAGAUGAUUGGUUGUUGAGAAGUCUUACUUGUCCCAGUUGUUUAGAGCCUGUUGACGCUGCCUUACUGACGAGUUAUGACUCGGCAUAGCGUUAUGAAAACAAUAAUUUUUAAUUUUCUUCUGUAAUGUGUUUUGGGAUAACAAUAUAUCUUUUGCUUUCCAGGUAUAAAUUAUUAUUUUAUAUAUUUAAAUUGUUUAUUGUUUUAUCAUCGAAACGUGUUAUAAUAUUUAAUUCAUUUUAGACUAAACUAAAAUUAUCCAUAAUUGCAAUGCUGGGGAACUUAAAAAUUUGAAACCUAAAUUAGUUUGUGUACAUAUUUAAAUUGUUUAACCAAUAAGAAUUCGAUAAUCGGUAUUAAAUUAGUCGUGAUUUAA